UGUAGUUCCGCUUUUAGGCCGCUGCAUUUGAUAACAGCGCACGGAGGAGAUCAACAAAACAAAACCCAGUGAAACUUGUGAGAGGUUUUGCUUUGAGGGGGAAAAACGGCGCCGUCAUGCCAGGCUUCACGUGCUGCGUGCCCGGAUGUUAUAAUAACUCACACCGGGACCGCGAGCUCCGCUUCUACACCUUCCCGAAAGACCCGACUCAGCGGGAGAUCUGGCUGAAGAACAUCUCCCGGGCCGGAGUCAGCGGCUGCUUCAGCACCUUCCAGCCCACCACCGGACACCGCGUGUGCAGCGUGCAUUUCCCCGGGGGCAGGAAGACCUACACCAUCCGAGUACCGACGCUCUUCCCGUUACGCGGAGUGAACGAGAGAAGAAGUCGGCGCGGCAGGGGCAGGAAGGUGUACGCUGCGUCUGCGCCUGCGCCUGCGCCCGCGCCAAUUCUCACCAGCGUCGGCGCAAUCCACAGCGAAGCGCAGGGCGAGUCCGAGUUCGUGGUGCAGAUCGGACAGAACGGCCAGUACCUCUCUCCCAUCACCGGCGUAUCAUCUUCAUCAUCAUCGUCAUCGUCAUCGUCAUUAGCUGCAGCAGCGGCGGCGGACGGCUCGUGCUCAGUGUCGGCGCUGAAGUCUGAGGAGUCCUCCGAGGUGGUGGUGACGGUGUUACCGGAUCAGCCCGGUCCGCUCCUGGCGCUGUACGGCGAGGAGCACUCGUACUCCCUGACCAACGGCACGACUUCAGCCGAGCUCCUGAGGAAACUCAACGAGCAGCGCGACAUCAUCGCUCUCAUGGAGGUGAAGAUGAAGGAGAUGAAGAACACCAUCCGCCAGCUGCGCGUGAACGAAGCGCGCCUGCAGGAGGAGUUGCGCGAGCGCGACCGCGUGCUGUCUGGUAUCGGUGCCGUUCGGAAGAAAGUCUGACAAAGCAUCCGGAACCGGAGCAGAACAAUGGGUGGGGAGGGAUCUUUUUAAUUUUUUUGUUUUGAAUUUUCAGUGUUUCAAAAAAAAUAAUUAGGAGUGAGUGAUGUGUCAAAAAGCGGAUGAUAUCGCGAUAUAUCGUGACAUUUUCACCACGUGUUCUUAUGUUUCGCUUUGAUAAACACCUGUGACUUCUGUGGAACAUCAGUGGAGUGACGCCAUGACAAAAAAUGACCGGGAAAUUCAUUGUUUACAAACUUUUUAAUGUCCGAGAAAGGAAGGUCCGCAUCACGACUUAUACAUAUGCACGAGUAUGCAAAUACGAACACGCCCCCAAUUUCCCCGCCCCAAACACCACUAACAUGAGCAGAGCUGUAUUAAAGAAACCUCUAACAACCUCUGACAUUUUUAUACAACAUUUCACAGGAACUCAGAUGGUACAGAAUGGAGUCGAGUUGUUCAGUAUGAAGAUAGAAAAGCUAUGACGCCGAUACAUCACUGUUUAUGUCAAUGUAUAUCGCAAUAUCGAUAUCAUAUCACCGCAUUACUCAGCCCUACACUCUCAGACCAAAAAAAAAAAAAAAAGAGUACCACACGGCACUGUGCCCUGUUUCCGGGUCAGUUCUGCCAAGUACCUUUAGUGUGUAUUCGCUUUAAGGUAAAUGAAGGUCAAUUGAUGAACAUUUAGGUCAGAUUUCUGGUUGAAAAAUACAGACUAAAGGUACAGAAUGGGUUCUGUAGGGACGUAGUUCCACCUCACGAGUACAGUUAAGUACACUGCUUUCCCAAAAAAGAAAUAAUUCUGCUAAAGUUUUAUGAUGAACCAACUUCCUGUUGUGUUUAGGGAUGCACUGACCUCCAUUUUUGACACUAUAUUCAUCUCUGAGUUUCGGUACCAGUCUGAUCCCGAUAUCCGACAUCGUCUCUGUGAAAAAUCAGACCCGUGAUUACAGAAGAGAACUUUUUUAACCAGCGAAAUCGACAGUCGGAAAAAAACGUCAGGUUUUAAAGUGUAAUUAGUGACUAAAAUGGCUCUGCAAAGUCUGUAUCAUGAGUUAUGAGUUAUGAAUAUGUAUGUUUAGGCAAAUUCUGGACAUGACCUCCGGGCAUUCCUGUCAUCAUAAGAGAUUGAAAUGAUUUCAUUCCAGGUUUAUUUAAAGAGUAGAUGAACCUGAGGGAAGAUCAUGCCAAGGCAUCGUGUAGCCUGAUGAACACCAGAGUAGUGUGUAGUGACCGAACCAUGGCAGGAGCAGAACAGACUGAAGUGGACAAUACACAGUUGAUCUAAUCACCUUGUCCAUUAUUUUUAGUUUGUACCAACUUUUCCCAGCGUGUAUAAAUUCAGUGUAGCCUUCUCUCUCUCUCUCUCUCUCAGAUGUCAUUAUUGUAUAUUUAACUCCCUGUCAUAUUUUGAUACGAUUAGAAAGAUCUGAGGAAUCCAUCCAAAUCCACGGAUCUUCAUUGAUGAAUUCAGAAAGAUUUCAAACAAAUUCAAGUCUAUAUUUUUUUGAUGUAGUGAUCCUGUAAUAUUUUCAGGCGCUUGUGUUAUUCCUGUUAAAAUGUUUGUUCUUAUUUUUUAAUAAAUUCUUGCAAAA
Molecule: messenger RNA, 2518 nt
Organism: Hemibagrus wyckioides
Lineage: Eukaryota; Metazoa; Chordata; Actinopteri; Siluriformes; Bagridae
Gene: thap11
Product: THAP domain containing 11
Exons: 1
Coding region: 117-926 (269 amino acids)
Biological process (GO): regulation of transcription by RNA polymerase II
Cellular component (GO): nucleoplasm
Molecular function (GO): RNA polymerase II cis-regulatory region sequence-specific DNA binding
Source: RefSeq, a predicted model, not a curated record